AUGUGGAUCUAUUUUUUGGUGGGGAGGGGGGAAGUGCAAAACCGGCUGUCUUCUCGAAUCGAGUGUAACUGGCAUUUUAAUCCACCAGCCGCACCGCACUUCGGUGGGCUGUGGGAAGCAGCAAUAAAAAGUAUAAAGUUCCACCUUAAGCUUGUUAUAGGAACUCAAAUAUUAACAUACGAAGAGUUUCAAACUGUCGUCACCAGGGUGGAAGGCGUCCUAAACUCAAGACCGUUGACACCAGCUUCUACUGACCCCCAUGAUCUUGAUGCCCUGACUCCUGGACACUUCCUCAUUGGCCAACCCCUGUCGUCGAUCCCAGAAAAGGAUGUCACUUCUGUACCCUUAAAUCGAUUGACACGAUGGCAAUUAUUGCGUCAACUGCAUCAAUCUUUUUGGAAGCGAUGGCAACGGGAAUACCUCACUACCUUGCAGGCCCGUCAGAAAUGGACGAAGGUGUCGGACAAUCUCGCAGUAGGUGAUGUAGUAAUCAUUGACGCUCCAAACCAGCCACCUUAUGUUUGGCGUAUGGGUCGCGUCAUCGCCGUCCAUCCAGGGCCCGACCAGAUAGUUCGUGUGGUCACUUUAAAAACUCAAGAUGGAGAAAUGCAGCGUCCUGUGGUCAAACUGGUCAAGCUUCCGGUUGACACAACAACUUCCUAACCUCUCCAUUCACUAUCCCA
Messenger RNA from Myzus persicae (green peach aphid), 683 nucleotides. RefSeq lists its product as uncharacterized. Gene Ontology annotation, molecular function: nucleic acid binding. The coding region runs from base 1 to 663 and encodes 220 amino acids. Lineage: Eukaryota; Metazoa; Arthropoda; Insecta; Hemiptera; Aphididae. The record is from RefSeq and is a predicted model, not a curated record. The transcript has a single exon.